Apiotrichum porosum is the source of this 1884-nucleotide messenger RNA. RefSeq lists its product as uncharacterized. Gene Ontology annotation, molecular function: ATP binding; ATP hydrolysis activity. The coding region runs from base 1 to 1884 and encodes 627 amino acids. The record is from RefSeq and is a predicted model, not a curated record. The transcript has 5 exons. Lineage: Eukaryota; Fungi; Basidiomycota; Tremellomycetes; Trichosporonales; Trichosporonaceae.
AUGGCCACUAAAAUCUCUGCCAGCAAGCAGAAGAGACUCGACGCCAAGCUCGCCAAGGCUUCCAAGAGCGGAACGCCCGCGGCCUCGUCGGCCGGAACCCCCAGCAUUUCUGCCAACGGCUCGUUUGUGGACGUCCAGGAUGCCCAGGCCGCUAUGCGCAAGCUCGCCGUCGCCACCGACCGUUCCGCCUCUGGUGUGCUCACCUCGGACCCCAAGGGUCGUGACAUCAAGAUUGAGCAGUACACUCUCUCGUUCCACGGUCGUCUCCUCAUUGAGGGUGCCGAGAUCUCGCUCAACUACGGAAACCGUUACGGUGUCCUCGGCGAGAACGGCUCCGGAAAGUCGACCUUCUUCCAGUCGCUCGGUGACCGCGACAUUGAGAUUCCCGAGCACAUUGACAUUUACCUUGUCCGUGGUGCCGCUGAGCCUUCGGACGUGAACGCUCUCGACUACAUUGUCAACGCCGCCAAGGAGAAGGUCGCGCGUCUCGAGCGUUUGGCCGAGGAGAUGGCCGUCGCCGACGACGUCGACGAGGUCGCUCUUGAGAUGAUCUACGAGGAGAUUGAGGAGAUGGACCCCGCCACCUUUGAGGCCAAGGCCGGUGCCAUUCUGUCGGGUCUCGGUUUCACCCAGACCAUGAUGAACAAGCCCACCAAGGACAUGUCUGGUGGUUGGCGUAUGCGUGUCUCGCUUGCCCGUGCCCUGUUCGUCAAGCCCCACCUCCUCAUUCUCGACGAGCCCACCUCGCACUUGGACCUGGGAGCCGUCGUCUGGCUCGAGGCUUACCUUGCCACCUACAACCACAUCCUCAUCCUCACCUCGCACUCGGCCGACUUUAUGGACACUGUCUGCACCAACAUCAUCGACCUUACCCCCAAGAAGAAGCUCACCUACUACGGUGGUAACUACACCACCUACGUCCGCACCAAGGCUGAGAACGAGGUCAACCAGAUGAAGGCCUACCAGAAGCAGCAGGAGGAGAUUGCGCACAUUAAGAAGUUUAUUGCUUCGGCCGGUACCUACGCCAACUUGGUCAAGCAGGCCAAGUCCAAGCAGAAGAUCAUCGACAAGAUGGAGGCCGCUGGUCUCAUCGAGAAGGUCGAGUCUGGCAAGCCCCUGUCGUUCAACUUUGAGGACGUCAAGAAGCUCCCUCCCCCCAUUAUCGCGUUCUCGGACGUUGCCUUCUCGUACUCGGGUGUCAAGAAGGACUUCCUCUACCAGGACCUCUCGUUCGGUAUCGACAUGGACUCGCGUAUUGCCAUUGUCGGUGACAACGGUACCGGAAAGUCGACCCUCCUGAACCUCAUCACCGGUGGCCUCAACCCCGUCGAGGGUUCGGUCAACCGUCACGGUCAGCUCAAGCUCGCCAAGUACUCGCAGCACUCGGCCGACCAGCUCCCUUACGACAAGUCGCCCAUUGAGCACCUCCAGACCCGCUUCCGUGACAAGUUCCCCGACAAGGAGAUCCAGUUCUGGCGCCAGCAGAUUGGCCGCUUCGGUCUUACCGGUGCCCACCAGACCAACCCCAUUGGCCAGCUCUCGGACGGUCUCCGUAACCGUGUCUGCUUCGCCGAGAUUGCGCUUGAGCACCCCCACAUUAUCCUCUUCGAUGAGCCUACCAACCACCUGGACAUGGAGUCUAUCGACUCGCUCGCCUCUGCCAUCAAGCAGUUCGAGGGUGGUGUCGUCAUCGUCUCGCACGACUUCCGUCUUAUUUCGCAGGUCGCCGACGACCUCUGGGAGGUCAAGGACAAGAAGGUCAUCAACCUCACCAAGGACGACGUCACCAUUGUCGACUACAAGCGCUCGCUCCAGAAGCGUUCGCAGGCCCAGAUCGUCAAGGCCCAGCUCCUCUCCAAGACCUCCACCAAGGGUGCCGCCUAA